This is a messenger RNA of Rotaria sordida, 1512 nucleotides long. Lineage: Eukaryota; Metazoa; Rotifera; Eurotatoria; Philodinida; Philodinidae. The record is from the annotation of a GenBank genome assembly.
AUGGCCCAUGAACAUUGUAAUAAAUGUUUUCUAAUUAAUUGUGUUCAUACAUCUUCUUGUCCAUUAAUUUAUUGUCCUAAUGGAUGUUUAUCUCGUAUGCAUGAAUGUAAACGUGAUGAUCAUGAAAAUAUUUGUUUAAAUGCUUAUAUACCAUGUUUAAAUGUUAAUUAUGGUUGUCCAUCUAUUAUUCGACGUUUUGAUCUUUCACGACAUUUACGUAUAUGUCCAGCAUCUAUAACAGUUUGUUCAUUUAUUUAUAAUCAUGAAUAUUAUUUAAAUAAUUUAGAAAAUUCUAUGAAUAAAAAUUUUAUUGAAAUAAUGGCUUAUCGUGAUAAUAUAUGGCAUGAACAUGUAACUGAAUUUGAAAAACGACAAGAAAAAUUAUAUUCAAAUUUAAAAUAUAAUAAAUCUAAAAAUAAACAAGUUGAACAUCUUAUUCGUAGUGAAAAAUAUCGUUAUAUAACAAUGCCAGAAUGUAUGUUAAGUAAAGGAGAUGGUGUUAUAUGUGCUGCAUGUCGAAAACAUCUUAGACAAUUAGAAGAAAAUGAAGAUCAACGUCUAUCAGAACUUAGCGAAGAAGAACGAAACAUGAUGAUUGAUUUUAAUUUACACUAUGAUAAAUAUUCUGAUCCGAUGACAAUACCAUCUCUAGUCAAAAUGUCUUCAACUUUAAUUAAUUCAUGUGAUAUAUCAAUACCUCCUUCAUCUACUCCUGUUACUCAAAAUUCAACAAAAGAAUUAUCUCAAAAUGAUCUUAUGCCUAUUAUAUCUGAUAUGGAAUUACCAUCAUCAUAUAUUUAUCGAUUAAAUUAUUUUUCUUCAAAUAAAUAUUUAAAAAAUUUAACAUCAUUUAAUAAAAAACCUCGAUUUUAUUGUCAUGCUUUAUGUCGUCGAGAUGAAAUUGAACAACAUUGGCAUAUACAUUUUCGUAUUGAUUGUAUUCUUAAUUCUUCACUUAUUCAACAAUGUCCAAAAUCUCAAUAUGGUUGUAAAUUUCAAUAUGAACGUCUUGAACCAUGUCAAAUAAAUGGACAAUCAAUUCGUAUACGUUUUGAUCAAAUAAAUGAUGCUAUUGCUUUUGAUUGGUAUCCAACAAUAAUUGAAGAUUAUAAUGAAAAAUUAGAUUUACUUAGUUUACCAUCAGAAAUACUUACGAAUAUUCUUCUAAAAUUGGAUAGUUUAUCAUUAAGAAAUAUUUCACUUGUUUGUCAUCGUUUACGUGCUUUAUGUCAAAAUUUAUUACCUUCACGAGGAAUUGUAGUUACUGAACAUGAACGUAAUGUACUUUCACAUGGAGAUAUAACUUGGAUUGAACGACAAAAACAUUGGUUAUUUACAAAUACAUCAUCUGCAGUUCCAAAAUGGCAAUUAAAAACUCCAAAUAAAUUAACAUCAUUAAAUCAACAUUUGAUAACAUGUCCAUAUGGUGAAACGAAAGAUCUAAAAAAUGAACCACCAUUUGCUUUAAUUGAAUGGAGUAAUGCUAAUGUUGUAUUAAAACCUAUCGAAUGA